This is a messenger RNA of Diversispora eburnea, 1407 nucleotides long. NCBI's taxonomy places the organism in Eukaryota, Fungi, Glomeromycota, Glomeromycetes, Diversisporales, Diversisporaceae. The record is from the annotation of a GenBank genome assembly.
AUGGCAUAUAAAAUUUCAACAGAAAUAUUAAUUAUAGUUUUAAAUAAUGUUCAAUCAUCUCGUUCAACUCAAGAUUUAUAUUCAUCAUUAUUGGUUAAUAGAAUCUGGUGUAAAUUUACUAUACCUUUACUUUGGGAAUUAACUUUGGGUCAAGAAUAUUAUACGGAACAUGAGUUGAGGAAGAAAGCAUUAUGUAUUCGAACUUAUAUAUCGUGUAUGGAUACUCAAGUUAGAAAUUUACUUAUCCAAAAUAAAUUUGAUUUAUCAUCAUCACCACCUCAAGCUAUUUUCGAUUAUCCAUCAUUCACCCAUAAAUUUAUAAUUAAUAAUUUAGUUUAUUUUGUUUCCAUAUAUUCACAACAAAUUGUUAGUCCAGAUCAGGAAAAUAGCAAUAGUGAUGAUGCUGAUGAGGAAAUCGUCACCACCGAAUCGAGAAUAUUAUUUCAUGAAAUAUGCAAAUUAAUAAUAAAUCGUUGUACAUUUUUGGAUUGUUUUAAAUUGGUGAGAGUUCCCAAGUGUUUUUUAAAAAAUAUUUAUCUACGUUAUGGUGAUUUAAUUGGUUCAAUUCUCAACUUACCUGGUGCCCCGAAAGUUUUUAAAAAAUUAGAAAGUUUUACAUCGACAAUAAGAAGAAAUCUUAAUCUGACUGAACCUUUAUACGAAUCAUUAAAAUUAAUUUGUGAUAAUAUUUUAAGUAUGGAUUUAUCUUUGAAUUCAGAUCCUCAAAUCGAAUCAUUAGAAAAACUUAUUAUUGUUCAAAAAUGGUUAGAAAAUUUAUCAAUUGCUGGUAAUUUUUAUCGACUUCCUAAUUCAUUAUUUUGGGCCAUCAUUAGUCGAAAAGAAACAUUAAAGAGUCUUCGUUUAGAUUUAGUAGAUUUUUCUAACUUCAAAGGAAAAUUGGCAUCAAUUGGACAAUUUAUUUCACUUCAAGAACUUUAUAUUAAACAUUGUUACAGAUUACAUAAUUCGGACUGUUUAUUCUUGGCUUCAUCAUUUACUCAAUUGAAUAGUUUUCAUUAUUUUCAUUCUAGACAUAUAGAUAGUUAUCCUCGAGAAUUUAUUAUAGAAAUUCUCCAAACGGCAAAUAUAAGAAGUUUUUCGUUUGAUUGUGGAGAAGAAUUCGAUGCUGAUGAAUUAUUAUGUCAAAUAACCAAGAAUGUGCCAGAAUCACUUGAAAUUAUUGAAAUUAGAAUGGAUUAUAAUGAUCCAUGGAUAUUUAGUGCUGAUAGUUUAAGAAUAUUUCUUGAGGGGUGGUGUUGUAAAGGAGGAGGAAAUAAACCUAGAAUAUUACGUAUAAAACGAUCAUUAAAACUGAAUGAUUUUAUGCCACCAUUAAAUUUGGUAACAAUAAGUAGUGAACAUUUUAAAGUUAUUGAAGAAUAUGGAAUUCGCUUUGAUAUGGAAUAA